Molecule: messenger RNA, 4730 nt
Organism: Callithrix jacchus (white-tufted-ear marmoset)
Lineage: Eukaryota; Metazoa; Chordata; Mammalia; Primates; Cebidae
Source: RefSeq, a predicted model, not a curated record
GUGACCACUGCCCUGGAGAGAAGACAGAAAGAGGACAGAGGCCCCGGGCUGCAGCCAGUGGGAGGAGAGCUAUUAGCCCCCUGCCAGACUGGCCAGCUGUGGAAACCCAGCCCAGCUUGCAGCAAAGCAGAGGGGCCCACCCUGUUCUUCCUCAUUUCCCACCCUCGGUGUGGGAUUGGGGGACUCCUGGGACAGACCCCUGGCCAAUUCCCCUUCUGGGCAGAGUGUGAAGCUCAGGAGCUGAGGCCCCUGCUCACCUGCUUCCGGGGCCAGACCCCCAGUGCCCACUCAGGGGGUCCAGCUCUGUGGAGAUGCCGGCGGCACGUCGGUUCCCUGGCCUGGAGCUCUCCUUCCCUCUCCUGGCCAGACUGCGGCGACGCCUGUACACAGCUGGAGUGCAACGACGCCAUCUCAGCUCAAUGCAGCCUCUACCUCCCGGGUUCAAGUGAUUCCAGGUUUCUCCAUGUUGGUCAGGCUGGUCUGGAACUCAGGAGAUCCGCCCACCUUGGCCUCCCAAAGUGCUGGGAUUACAGAGGCUCGGAGGCGGCAGCAUGCAGCCAGAGGAGGGCACAGGCUGGCUGCUGGAGCUGCUGUCCGAGGUGCAGCUGCAACAGUACUUCCUGCGGCUCCGAGACGACCUCAACGUCACCCGGCUGUCCCACUUUGAGUAUGUCAAGAAUGAGGACCUGGAGAAGAUUGGCAUGGGCCGGCCUGGCCAGCGGCGGCUGUGGGAGGCCGUGAAGAGGAGGAAGGCCUUAUGCAAACGGAAGUCGUGGAUGAGCAAGGUGUUCAGUGGAAAGCGACCAGAGGCUGAGUUCCCCCCUCAACACUCUCAGAGCACCUUCCGGAAGACCUCGCCCAUCCCUGGGGUCCCAGCAGGGGAGGGGCCCCUGCAGAGCCUCACCUGCCUCAUUGGGGAGAAGGACCUGCGCCUCCUGGAGAAGCUGGGCGAUGGCUCUUUUGGCGUUGUGCGCAGAGGCGAGUGGGACGCGCCCUCAGGGAAGACGGUGAGUGUGGCUGUGAAGUGCCUGAAGCCCGAUGUGCUGAGCCAGCCAGAAGCCAUGGACGACUUCAUCCGGGAGGUCAACGCCAUGCACUCGCUGGACCACCGAAACCUCAUUCGCCUCUAUGGGGUGGUGCUCAUACCACCCAUGAAGAUGGUGACAGAGCUGGCACCUCUGGGAUCGCUGUUGGACCGGCUACGUAAGCACCAGGGCCACUUCCUCCUGGGGACUCUGAGCCGCUACGCUGUGCAGGUGGCUGAGGGCAUGGGCUACCUGGAGUCCAAGCGCUUUAUUCACCGUGACCUGGCUGCCCGCAAUCUGCUGUUGGCUACCCGCGACCUGGUCAAGAUCGGGGACUUUGGGCUGAUGCGAGCGCUGCCCCAGAAUGACGACCAUUACGUCAUGCAGGAACAUCGCAAGGUGCCCUUCGCCUGGUGUGCCCCUGAGAGCCUGAAGACACGUACCUUCUCCCAUGCCAGCGACACCUGGAUGUUCGGGGUGACACUGUGGGAGAUGUUCACCUACGGCCAGGAGCCCUGGAUCGGCCUCAAUGGCAGUCAGAUCCUGCAUAAGAUUGACAAGGAGGGGGAGCGGCUGCCUCGGCCCGAGGACUGCCCCCAGGACAUCUACAAUGUCAUGGUCCAGUGCUGGGCUCACAAGCCAGAGGACAGACCUACGUUUGUGGCUCUGCGGGACUUCCUGCUGGAGGCCCAUCCCACUGACAUGCGGGCCCUUCAGGACUUUGAGGAGCCGGACAAGCUGCACAUCCAGAUGAAUGACGUCAUCACUGUCAUCGAGGGAAGGGCCGAGAACUACUGGUGGCGUGGUCAGAACACGCGGACGCUGUGUGUGGGGCCUUUCCCUCGCAACGUGGUGACCUCCGUGGCUGGCCUGUCCGCCCAGGACAUCAGCCAACCCCUGCAGAACAGCUUCAUCCACACGGGGCAUGGUGACAGCGACCCCCGCCACUGCUGGGGCUUCCCAGACAGGAUCGAUGAGCUGUAUCUGGGAAACCCCAUGGACCCCCCGGACCUGCUGAGCGUGGAACUGAGCACCUCCCGGCCCACCCAGCAUCUAGGAAGGGUGAAAAGGGAGCCUCCACCUCGCCCACCUCAGCCUGCCUUCUUCACUCAGAGUAAGUGGGGCUGCUCCCGAUGCCUUGGCCCCCGCCCCCGCCCCCUCUCUCUCAGUCCUCUCCUGGAAGAACCAACCUAUGACCCUGUGAGCGAGGACCAAGACCCCCUGUCCAGUGACUUCAAGAGGCUGGGCCUUCGGAAGUCAGGCCUGCCCCGAGGGCUGUGGCUGGCAAAGCCCUCAGCGAGGGUGCCAGGCACCAAGGCCGGCCGAGGCAGCGGGGCUGAGGUCACGCUCAUCGACUUCGGUGAGGAGCCCGUGGUCCCGGCCCUGCGGCCCUACACACCCUCCCUGGCGCAGCUGGCCAUGGAUGCCUGCUCUUUGCUAGACAAGACCCCGCCUCAGAGCCCCACGAGGGCGCUGCCCCGGCCCCUGCAUCCCACGCCUGUGGUGGACUGGGACGCACGCCCGCUGCCACCCCCGCCUGCUUAUGACGAUGUGGCCCAGGAUGAGGAUGACUUUGAGGUCUGCUCCAUCAACAGCAGCCUGGUGGGCACAGGGGUCCCUGCUGGACCCAGCCAGGGCGAGACCAACUACGCCUUUGUGCCUGAACAGGCACGGCUGCCCCCUCCCCUGGAGGACAACCUGUUCCUCCUGCCCCAGGGUGGGGGCAAGCCGCCCAGCUCUGCGCAGACCGAGGAGAUCUUCCAGGCUCUGCAGCAGGAGUGCAUGCGGCAGCUGCAGGUUCCGGCCGGAUCCACGGCCCCCUCCCCCAGCCCGGGGGGUGACGACAAGCCCCAGGUGCCCCCUAGGGUGCCCAUCCCCCCUCGGCCAACGCGCCCGCACCUCGACUUGUCUCCAGCCUCCUCAGGCGAGGAGGAGACCGGCCGGUGGCCUGGACCUGCCUCCCCUCCCCGAGUGCCUCCCCGGGAGCCCCUGUCCCCUCCAGGCUCGAGGACACCCAGCCCCCUGGUACCACCUGGCAGCUCCCCACUGCCGCCCCGGCUCUCAAGCUCACCCGGGAAGACCAUGCCUACCACCCAAAGCUUCGCCUCAGACCCCAAGUACGCCACCCCUCAGGUGAUCCAGGCGCCUGGCCCACGGGCCAGUCCCUGCAUCCUGCCCAUCGUCCGGGAUGGCAAGAAGGUCAGCAGCACCCACUAUUACUUGCUGCCUGAGCGCCCGUCCUACCUGGAGCGCUACCAGCGCUUCCUGCGUGAGGCCCAGAGCCCCGAGGAGCCAGCCCCCCUGCCUGUGCCCCUGCUGCUGCCCCCACCCAGCACCCCAGCCCCUGCUGCCCCCACGGCCACCGUUCGGCCGAUGCCCCAGGCUGCCUUGGACCCCAAAUCCAACUUCUCCACCAACAACAGCAACCCAGGGGCCCGGCCACCAGCCCCGAGGGCCACUGCUCGGCCGCCACAGCGGGGCUGCGCUGGGGAUGGGCCAGAGGCGGGCCGGCUGGCAGACAAGGUCCAGAUGCUGCAGGCCACGGUGCAUGGGGUGACCACAGAGGAGUGCCAGGCGGCCCUGCAGAGCCACGGCUGGAGCGUGCAGAGGGCUGCCCAGUAUCUGAAGGUGGAGCAGCUCUUCGGGCUGGGUCUGCGGCCCAGAGGGGAGUGCCACAAAGUGCUGGAGAUGUUCGACUGGAACCUCGAGCAGGCCGGUUGCCACCUUCUGGGCUCCUGGGGCCCUGCCCACCACAAACGGAGUUUCGCUCUUGUUACCCAGGCUGGAGUGCAAUGGCGUGAUCUCGGCUCACCGCAACCUCCGCCUCCUGGGUUCAGGCAAUUCUCCUGCCUCAGCCUCCUGAGUAGCUGGGAUUACAGGCGCUGAGAUGCGUCAGGAGAGCCAGAGGGCCCACCUGAAGGAAUCACCUGAGCCUGUCCAUCCACCAGGGGUGGGAGACACCCCCAUCCAGGCCUGGAGGACCCGCUGCUCCCUGCUGCUCCUGGGACAGAGCAAGGCCAAACAAGGCAUUGGAGGCUGGGAGCCCUGCCCUGCUCAUCCCUCCCGUACCAGCGCUGUCCCUGCACACUUUGGUUCGGCCCUAGUGCCCCAGCCAAGAUGCAGGAAGGAGCCUGGUGAAGACAGGCCUAGGGGCUGCCCCAGCGGGUUCUGGGUAUGACCUGCCUCUGACUCCAGUCCUGGGCCGGGCCUGUGGCUGGAGUAGUGCCCCAGGCCCUGCCCUGGGUGACCAGACUGGGAGGAAAUCAAGCUUGACCUGGGCAAGGAAGAUGUGUUGGCCAGAGAGAAGGGGACCAGCACCCAGCAGGACCUCCUAGGAUUGGGCCCUCUUCCAGGGGGCCCCUGGCAGGCAGUUGGGGUGCCGGGCAGAAUGUGACUGGUGGCCUCAUGGUGGACGUGAAUGGGACUUGGCUGGCCUCAGGAUCUUGUGCCUGGAAAUAGCCUGAGGUGGCUCGGGAAGCAGAGAAAGGGUGUCAGACCAUUCUCUGGCGAGGACCAGGGCCCAAGGCCCCAGGGCUGGAAGGAGACUGAGGGGCAGCCGCCCUGAGGGACGUGAGUGCUUCCUCUUCCACCCAAAUUCCCCGUGCCAUUCCAUGUUUUCCCAGCAGCCUCUGUUGGCAAAGCUGCUGCCCCAGCAUCCGAUACCUGCUUCUUCCAGAGAAAUAAAGUUAGUUCUAUUUUAUGUUA